CCAGAAUACGCAAGGCUGGAUAAAAAAAACAACAAAUAACAAGAUGGCUGCCCUGUGUAAGGCCCUGCAAGUUCGGCUAUCUGUGUAUAAUGUAUUAAAUACACAGGUUCGUUAUAGAAGAUCAAACAGACCAUUGGAGAUAUACCCCGAAAAUAUGUCAUGGACUAAACCAAUUUAUGAAUUACAAGAACAGAAAAUGAAGGAGGAAAAAGAGAAUAAGCAGGAGCCAGCUAUGUUACAUAUGGUGUGGCGUGUUAAGAAAUUGGCAGGGCGACCAUAUUGGGAAAAGGAUGUUCUAAAGAUGUUGAAAUUAGAUGGGAAAAUGUUCCAGGUACAAAUUCAUAAAAAUACACCAGAAGUUAAUGAUAUGCUGAAAUUUGUGAAGCAUCUUAUAGAAAUUAAACCAAUAACUUUUCCAUAUGGCCUGCCCACAGAUGAAACUGACUAUGAACAUUGUCUGUUACAAGAUAAUGGAGAGUUUGUUGUUACCCAAAAAUUGAAUGGUGCUGAUACCGAUGAAAUUAAAGUUGUCGAUAAACCUGAAAAAAUACCAGAAAAUCAAAUGGACCUAGAAACAAUUAAAGCUGAUAAUAGAAACAAGCUAGAAUCUUUUAGUUUAAUGUCAGAAUAUUUUCAAGCGAACUAUGAAUAUAAAUACAAUCAAGAUAAGAAGGAGUACCGAUAUAAUGGGGAUCAUAAUAUAGGUGCCGGUAGAGACUGGUAUUAAAGAGGAAUGUAGAAGAUCAAAAAUUAUGAUUUAAUCAGUGUAAAAGAAAAUAUUGUUUCUCUGUUACCGGGGAAAGUGUUAAGAAUUUUAGAAAACUGUUCAAAAAAUAAUAUUGACUUAGUGUUAUUGUUAGAUUGUUUUCUAAUUGACAUUUGUUGGAUUUCUGUGAAAUUUAGCAAGAUGUGGGCCUUACCAAAAUAAAUCUUUACAGUACAUAUGUAAUGUUCAUUCUAUCGCUAAAUAAGUUGUGUGUCUACCACAAGUUUUCAGUGUGCUUAACCUAGAUCGGGAGAUGUUGAAGAGAUCAGUAUUUCCAUAAUAAUAUAUAGUUGUAUCUAUUAUACCCAAUAAAAAUAAUCCUUAAUUUCAA
Patella vulgata (common limpet) is the source of this 1097-nucleotide messenger RNA. RefSeq lists its product as uncharacterized. The record is from RefSeq and is a predicted model, not a curated record. Gene Ontology annotation, molecular function: structural constituent of ribosome. The transcript has 3 exons. Lineage: Eukaryota; Metazoa; Mollusca; Gastropoda; Patellidae. The coding region runs from base 44 to 727 and encodes 227 amino acids. Gene Ontology annotation, biological process: translation. Gene Ontology annotation, cellular component: mitochondrion; large ribosomal subunit.